CUCAAGUGCUCAACAUCCAGGUUAGCAGACGUGGAAUUGCAGCCCAUUGUUCACUACCGAUCCAAAUAGAGUUGCAUUCAACCAUCCGUCAUUAUGGCCGGCCGCAAGCGUAAAUCUGCUGCUACUGCACAAGAGGCACCAGCAACUGCCGAUCUUCCUGCAUCUCGCCGCCGAUCGGGGCGGCUCAGUUCAUCAACCCAGAAGAGCAAGUACUUUGAGCCAAACUCUGACUCUGACGCUCCGGCAACCAAGAGCUCGUCUAGAACUCCUCGUAGCAAGGCGAGACCUUCAAAGAAGGCCAAGGUCGACCAAGAUGAUGAACAAGAUUACACCGAUGAGGUUGAAAAACCAGGCAACAAGGCCGACAGCGAAGAAGAGUUCGAUGAGGAUGCACCACCCCGAGUAACCUUCAUCCCCUUACCCAAAAUGCGCGACACGGGCGGCAUUGACUACGCCGAUGACCGGCUGCACAAAAACACACUCGCCUUCCUCUCAGACCUCAAGGCGAACAACAAGCGGUCGUGGCUGAAGGCCCACGACGCCGAGUACCGGCGCGCACUCAAGGACUGGGAGUCAUACGUGAUGACCCUCACAGAAAAGAUCAUUGAAGCGGACCCGACCAUCCCUGAGCUCCCCUUCAAAGACGUUAACUUCCGCAUCUACCGUGACAUCCGCUUCAGCAACGACCCCACGCCUUACAAGCCGCACUUCUCCGCCGCCUUCUCCCGCACAGGCCGCAAGGGGCCCUACGCAUGCUACUACGUCCACGUAGAGCCAGGGAAGAGCUUCGUGGGCGGGGGGAUUUGGCACCCGUCGGCGGAAGCGCUGGGCAAGCUGCGGGCCAGCAUCGACGAGCGGCCGCGCUGGUGGCGGCGCGUGUUGUGUGAGCCCGCGUUUCGCGACAUGUUUCUUUCCGAACACCUCCCUGCCAAAUCGAAGGCCAAGACUAAAGCUAAGGGUAAGGGUAAGACUACGAAGGGCGAGGAGGAGGACCAAGUAGAGGAGGAGGCGGUGCUCAAGGCGUUCGCCGCGGCCAACCAGGAGGGCGCGCUCAAGACUCGCCCCAAGGGUUUCGCGCCUGAGCAUAAGGAUAUGGAGCUGUUGAAGUUGAGGAAUUUUACCAUUGGGAAGAAGGUUGAUGAUGAGGUGUUUACUUCCCUGGAGGGGGGUCAGGAGGAGGUGAUGAGGAUUGUGAGGGCCAUGGUUGGAUUUGUGAGUGGUUUUCGCUUCCUCUUGCCUUAUCGAUACCAUUUUGCUGACGGGAGUGUUAACAAAAUACAGGUAACGCACCUCAACAGGAUAGUGAUGCCUGACCCGGGGGAUGAUGAUGAGUCUGAUGAUGAGUGAAGGUUUUUUGGGGG
Molecule: messenger RNA, 1361 nt
Organism: Canariomyces notabilis
Lineage: Eukaryota; Fungi; Ascomycota; Sordariomycetes; Sordariales; Chaetomiaceae
Exons: 3
Coding region: 94-1347 (417 amino acids)
Source: RefSeq, a predicted model, not a curated record